AUGGUUAAUAGACCUAAAAGUAGACGUAAAGUAUCUAAUCAGGAUUCCACAGAUUCUGGACCAAAAGAACUGACAUCUUGUGAUAACCCUUUGCUAAUUCAAGGCUAUAAUUUGUUUGAUAACCAAUACAAGGAAAAUACAAUACAUAACCGAAUUUGUCAUAGUAUAAAGGAAAGUUUAGAUAGCAUUUCAGACCCACUUUCAUGUAAUGUGAUCUUCCAAAUAGGAAAAUUGAUGAGCGUAGUUAAAUCAAGAAGUAUAGUUUUACCAAUAGAAACUGAAGCGGUUUUAGAUUUUGACUCAAAUAAGGUAAAAUUUGUUCCAAAUGUGUCAAAACAGUGUUUAGACUCAUUGUAUUUGAACAUCUUCGUGAGUAGAUCAGACUAUAGUAAAUUGGUUCAAAACAAUGAUUAUUUAGAAGUUGAACUGGUAUAUAAUACGAAAACAUGUAAUUCAGAGUCUAGAAAUAGUAACAAAGAAGGAUUUUGCCACUCAAUUAUAUACAGAAUCCCCUUUGUGUUUAAUGAGCAGUUGAACUUCAAUGAUUUAAAACAAUAUACAUACAACUAUUUGGAUAGUAUAAUAGUGUAUAGACCACAGUCAAAUUAUCAUUUUAAGGUCCAGACUAACUGUAUAAUAUCAGUUGAUGGUAACACUAAAGAAAGUAGAGGAUCAGUAAUGAAGAUGUUAUUUCGACAUUUGAGAACAUAUAACUCCAGUAAACUGGAGAAUGUAAAGUUCAUCAAGUUUAACCUUGAGGUUGUAGAUGAGUGGGAUAUUCCCAUUAAUGAUGAGCUUUGUAAUCUUGAAAUCCUCGAAGUUAUUAAAGCCUGCUAUGAGACUUUUAUCGCCACUAAUAACUCCAACUCAUAUCCGUUCAUAGACCUUGACAAUUCUGAAGAGUCCAAGGUUAAGAUUAUACAAAUCUCAACUGAUUCCUCAAAAAUUAGUAACAACUCACAACUUUACAGACAGUAUAAAAGAUUAAUAGAAUAUAAACCCAACAGGUUCAAUUACAUAGUCUCACUUUUGGAAUCUAACACUCGAAUGUUACUUGAUCUCUUUGAUAGAACAUUAUUUGACGGAACUGGAUUAGGAAAAGAGUUGGAUGAUAGAAAAUUUGAUGGAAUGGAUUACUAUCCAAAUUUAUUUGGAGAUACAGCAGAGUUCGCUCAGAUCCAUUAUGAUACUAGGAAAGUAAUAAGACAACAAGAAUCAGCAAUAGAGGCUUUGAGGAAGUAUAAUAACUUGGUGAAAAGAGUUUUGAUUUUGUGUAAUAUUAAGAAAAACACCUCAGUUUUGGAGUUGGCAUGCGGCCACGCCCAGGACUUGGAUAAAUAUAACACCAAAAGGAUAAGAAAACUGAUGGGAAUUGAUAUAUCAAUGAGAGAAAUUAACGAGGCCAGAAGGAGAUACGGUCAGAGGAAGAGAACACUUUCGUUUAACGCAGAGUUCCACCAUGGAAACCUUCUUGACCCGAAAAUCUACUCAAUGUUCAUCAAAAACAAUACUUUUGACGUGGUUUCAAUACAGCUCGCAAUUCAUUACAUACUCGACACUGAAGCCUCAACGAACUUUAUACUCGAAAAAAUAUACAACUCUCUAAAUGAAGGAGGACUUUUUAUCGGCUCCACCAUUUGCUGUGACCAACUUUCAAAAGAGUUAGCAUCCAACAUAAACAAAUCUGUCAAUAACACAGAGGUUUGGGAGUUUGGAAAUCCGAUAUUUAAGAUAACAUUGGACGAGAAAUCAGUACAGGAGAUAAAAAAUUCAUCAGAAAACCUAAAUUAUACAGAGAUUAAAGAGGUUUUAAACAGUAGUUGGGGACUUAAAUAUCAUUUCUUUUUGAUGGAAUCUAUAGACGAAAGCGAAUAUGUAGUUCCAUGGCGUAAAUUUGUGGAUAUGUGUAACAGAAUUGGGUUAAAACUUGUGGAAUCAUAUACAUUUCCGGAGUAUUUGGACAAAUAUAGGACAUUAAUUGAGAAUAAAAGGCUAGAAUUGCCUCAAAAUGUGUACGAGAACAUGGAUUACCAUUUCAAGAAUAUCUCGAAUUAUUCAUUCUCAAAUGAUCAAAUGAGAGUGUUUUCAUUAUAUAAAAUAUUCGUUUUUGAAAAAAUCACAGGAAGAGAUAAGUUAUACAUCCAGGGUGUGAAAAUCAAAAGAAAUUGA
Theileria annulata is the source of this 2169-nucleotide messenger RNA. RefSeq lists its product as uncharacterized. The transcript has 2 exons. The record is from RefSeq and is a predicted model, not a curated record. Gene Ontology annotation, molecular function: mRNA 5'-cap (guanine-N7-)-methyltransferase activity. NCBI's taxonomy places the organism in Eukaryota, Apicomplexa, Aconoidasida, Piroplasmida, Theileriidae. Gene Ontology annotation, biological process: 7-methylguanosine mRNA capping. Gene Ontology annotation, cellular component: nucleus. Bases 1 to 2169 code for a protein of 722 amino acids.